AUGUAUUGCACAAGACGGAAGCGGCUGCAGCUGAGCCGGGUCCUGUUUCUCCUCUCUGGGGUUUUUCUCUGUACCCUCUACCAGCUGACCAUUAGUGCCAGACUGUACGAGCCUCUGUCAAUGCCUCAGAUCGGAGAGGAUUUUGGAGAGGGUUCAACUGAGGGGGUUGAGGAGGCUACAGUUGAAACUCAGGGGCUGGAGGAACCUUUCACUGCAACACACGAAUUAGAGCCCACAGAUCAAACAACACCAGAGAUGCAUGUGGUGCAUAAUUCGGAUAUAACAACAGAUGAUUUUACACCAUCAACCUCCACUGAAUCUCCACCACUGCCAACUACAAACCGGACUAUUGUGCAUUGCAUCUAUGUGGCCCCUGAGCCUCCGAGAGAGACGCCCACACCAGCGCCUCCUGUGACAACCGUCACCCCAGCUUCUCCUGCAGAGGCUCCACAUAUAAAGGGUGAAUACCCUCAAGAUAUAUUUUCUGUUGAGGACCGUAGACGAGGCUGGGUCAUCCUCCACAUUUUUGGGAUGACCUACAUGUUCAUUUCACUUGCAAUUGUGUGUGAUGAGUUCUUUGUCCCUGCGCUGGGGGUAAUCAUAGACAAAUUAGAAAUCUCUGAUGAUGUAGCAGGAGCCACCUUCAUGGCUGCCGGAGGCUCUGCUCCUGAGCUUUUCACCUCCUUGAUAGGAGUCUUCAUCGCCCACAGCAACGUGGGCAUCGGCACCAUCGUCGGUUCGGCAGUUUUCAACAUUUUGUUUGUGAUUGGGAUGUGCGCUUUGUUUUCCCGGGAGGUUCUCCAUCUGACCUGGUGGCCGCUUUUCAGAGACGUAUCCUUCUACAUACUGGACCUCAUCAUGCUCAUCAUCUUCUUUUUGGAUAAUAUAAUAACGUGGUGGGAGAGCAUGAUUCUGGUGGCCUGUUACACGCUCUAUGUGACUUUCAUGAAGUUCAAUGUGCAAAUAGAGCAGGCCUUCAAGAUCAUACUCCUAAAACAUAAGAACAUUGUCAAAAUUAUUGCUGUGGAAGAACCUGAAAAGGGAACAAAUGGGGACACUGAAGAUAACGCCCCUCCUGCUUCAGAGGACAAGAAUCGGUUAAAGUUGAAGCCGUCUCUUCAGCGCGGGGGAAGUUCAGCUUCUUUACACAACAGCACCAUGAGAAACACCAUCUUCCAGCUCAUGAUCCACACAUUAGACCCUCUAGGAGAGGAUGGUGGAGGAAAAACUAAGCCGACCAAAGAGCCAGAGGCUGCUGCAGCCCCAGCGAAAGAGGAGAAGGAACAACCAGAGGACAAGAAGGAGGAUGUGCCAGCAGGAGACGAUGGGUCAGGAGGCUCUGACAGUGAUGAAGAUGACAGCGAUGAAGACAGCAAUGACUCCAGUGAAGAUGAUGAUGACGAUGAGGAUGAUGAUGAUGAUGAGGAGAGUGAUGAAGAGGAGAAAGAAGAACCUCUGUCUUUAGAGUGGCCUGACACACCGCGUAAACAAGCCACCUACAUCUUCCUGCUGCCCGUCAUCUUACCCCUGUGGCUCACAGUUCCAGAUGUUCGCAACCAGAAAUCCAGAAAAUUCUUUGCAGUCACCUUCCUGGGCUCUAUUCUGUGGAUUGCUAUUUUUUCCUACCUCAUGGUGUGGUGGGCCCAUCAGGUCGGUGAGACCAUCGGCAUAUCAGAGGAGAUUAUGGGCUUGACUAUCCUGGCUGCAGGGACGUCCAUCCCUGAUCUCAUUACCAGCGUGAUUGUGGCACGAAAAGGCCUCGGGGACAUGGCUGUGUCCAGCUCCGUAGGCAGCAACAUCUUCGACAUCACAGUGGGUCUUCCAGUGCCAUGGCUCCUGUACUCAAGCACACACGGUUUUGCACCAGUGGCAGUCAGCAGCAAUGGGCUCUUCUGUGCCAUUGUGCUGCUCUUCAUCAUGCUCCUCUUCGUCAUUAUCUCCAUUGCAUCCUGUAAGUGGAAGAUGAAUAAGCUGCUGGGCUUCACCAUGUUCCUGCUCUAUUUUAUCUUCCUGGUACUUAGCGUGAUGCUGGAGGAUCGCAUCAUUAUCUGCCCUGUUUCCAUCUGA
Molecule: messenger RNA, 2067 nt
Organism: Plectropomus leopardus (leopard coralgrouper)
Lineage: Eukaryota; Metazoa; Chordata; Actinopteri; Perciformes; Serranidae
Source: RefSeq, a predicted model, not a curated record